AUGGUAACCCUAUUCCAUAACAUGAUGCACAAGGAGAUCGAAGUCUAUGUCGAUGAUAUGAUUGCAAAGUCUAGAACAGAAAAAGAGCAUGUACAAGUUUUGAGAAAAUUAUUCCUAAGGUUAAGAAAGUUCCAGCUAAAGCUUAACCCAGCAAAAUACACUUUUGGGGCUAGGUUAGGAAAGCUGCUAGGAUUCAUGGUCAGUAAAAAGGGGAUUGAAAUUGACCCAGACAAAGUCAAAUUUAUACAAGAACUGCCUCCGCCACGCACCCAAAAGGAAUUUAGAGGAUUUCUAGGAAGAUUAAAUUACAUCGCUCGGUUCAUUUCACAGUUAACUGAGAAAUGUGAUCAUAUUUUUCGUCUUCUUAAGAAACACGAUCCGGGUAUAUGGGACGAAGAAUGCCAGAAAACUUUUGACAAGAUCAAGUGUUAUUUGUCCAAUGCCCCAGUAUUGAUGCCACCUUGUCUAGACAAACUACUAAUAUUGUACUUGGCAGUAUUCGAAAGUUUCAUGGGAUACAUGCUUGGCCAACAUGAUGAAUCGGGAAGAAAAGAAAGAGCGAUAUACUAUCUCAACAAGAAGUUCACCGAGUGUGAGACAAGACCCAUUGAAAUACAUGAUGGAGUCAACUGCUCUAAAUGGAAGAAUGGCCUGAUGGCUAUAAAAGAAAGUGCAAUAGCGGAUUUUUUAGCUAGCAGAGCUUUAGAAGAUGAUGAGCUUUUGAGCUUUGAUUUCCCAAAUGAGGAUCUGAUGUAUGUGGCAACUGCUGAAGAUAACAACCAAGAAGGCGAUGUUUGGAAAUUGAACUUCGACGGAGCUUCAAAUGCCGUAGGAAAUGGAAUUGGGGCAGUCUUGGUAUCCCCAAAUGGAGAUUAUUAUCCAUUCACCAGCAAGUUAGAUUUUGAUUGCACAAACAAUAUGGCAAAGUACGAAGAGUGCAUUAAGGGUAUCCAAGCAGCUAUUGAACGCAAAAUCAGAGUACUAGAGGUGUAUGGAGAUUAUGCACUAGUAAUCUAUCAGCUCAAAGGCGAAUGGGAGACAAAAGAUCCCAAGUUGAUCAGUUAUCGAAAGCUGGUCCUCAAAUUGAUUGAGGAGUUUGAUGAUAUCACAUUCUGGUAUCUCCCACGAUAUGAAAACCAGAUGGCCAAUGCAUUAGCUACAUUGGCUUCUAUGAUCAAAGUAAAUAAACAAGAGGAGGUGAAGCCUAUCCAAAUGAGCAUUUAUGAGGCUCUAGUCCCUUGUUGCAACAUUGAUGAAGAGGAAGAAAAAGGCGAUCACCCUUGGUAUCAAAAUAUAUUGCGAUACGUGAGGAAUCGUGAAUACCCAGGCCAAACAACAGAGAAUUAUAAGAGAACAUUGAGAAGUUUGGCUAGUGACUACGUCUUAGAUGGAGAGAUCCUGUAUAAAAAAAAGGAAAGGAUCAGGUGCUACUAA
Molecule: messenger RNA, 1434 nt
Organism: Gossypium raimondii (Peruvian cotton)
Lineage: Eukaryota; Viridiplantae; Streptophyta; Magnoliopsida; Malvales; Malvaceae
Exons: 3
Coding region: 1-1434 (477 amino acids)
Molecular function (GO): RNA-DNA hybrid ribonuclease activity; nucleic acid binding
Source: RefSeq, a predicted model, not a curated record